UGAAGCUGAGAGAGCUCUAAACUGCAUUUGUUUUUUAAACUUUCUACAAACAGUUUGUAGGCCUGCAACUUCAUUUAUUGGGCAUCGUCGUUGCUCGCAAUCUGGAAUUGUUCAUCGACUUCUUGACAAUGAAAACUACCUGGAUUGGAGCGUUUGGGUGAAAACCUACUUGAUGGGUGAAAAUCUUUGGGACAUUGUGGAAUCCAUGGAUGAACCUCCAAAACCAGAAGAUGGUGAUAAAUUCAAGUAUUGGAGGUCCAAGAAUGCCUCUGCCCUCCAUGUUAUCCAAAUGUCUUGUAACGGUGAUGCUUUCUCUGAGAUCAGAAAUAUAACUUCUGCUAAAGAAGCUUGGGAUAUUUUGGAAGUAAAAUUCAAGCCUCAACCAGAAUCUACAGACAAAAUAAUCUCCGACGACGAAGUGAAUAAUCCAGACGAUCAAUACCAACUAUACGAACGGUUUCCCAAAGCUUUGAAAGAUGGAAACCUAGAUGCUACAAAGGAAAUCAUUACGCAAUACCCAAAUGCAGUAAGUAAAAUAAUCUCACGUACAGGGAGGACGGCUCUUUAUGUCGCGGCCAUUGCCGGACAUACAGAAAUUGUGGAGACACUAGUGGAGAAAAUGUUACCAGAAGACUUGGAAAUGAAAGACUCAAAUGGUAUUACAGCUCUUACAGUAGCUCUGUAUUACAAUGCAAAUACCAAAAUAGUUGAAUGCAUGGUUAAAAAGAGCAAGAAAUUACCAACCGUGGUUGAUUCAUGGGGGAUGCCGGUGAUAUGGGCCUUUCGGUAUUGUCCUAUUAAAAUGGCUCGUUAUCUAUAUUCAGUUACAACGAUAGAAGAUUUAAUAUCGUGGGAAAAUCAUGGAUAUGCUGCUGAGCUCAUAAGCCAAGCAAUAAUUACGAAAUGUUAUGAUGUUGCUUUGCAUCUUCUGCACCGUUGUCCACAGUUGGCCACAACUUUGGGAAUCUAUCAAUAUACUCCUGUGCAUAUAUUGGCAAUUUAUUCAAGUGGACGUCCGCUCAAAUUUUGGCAAAAAUGGAUAAAUGAAUCUAUAGUUAUAUAUGGAGACCGUGUCAUUAAAGAGAUAUAUACAAAACUCCCUACCAAUAUUGAUAUGAGCUCAGAUAAGGAAUUACGUGGCAAAGUUUGGUCAUUACAAAGAGUCGCAAUGCACUUUGACAUUUUAGGGUUCAACAAAAUAUAUGAAAUGAAAUUGCUCCACAUUCAAACCUCUGAACUUCUACGGCGAAUGUGUGAAGAAAUAAAAAAAUUAGAUGAGAACCAAAUAUCAAGAUCAGAUAUUAUAAUUGCGCUUUUUCGAGCUGUUGAAAAGGAAAAUUUUGAAUUUGUUGAAAGUAUAUUAAAGUUGAUUCCCGAUCUAGCGGAGGCCUACGAUAUCCAUGGGAGGAACAUAUUUAUGGCUGCAAUUAAUUGUCGCCAGGACAAAAUUUUUAGCCUUAUUCAUGGUGUUGGCACCAAAUUAGCAGCAACAAAUGAUGUAGAUGCAGAUAAAAAUAGCAUGCUACAUAUGGCUGGCUUUUUAUCGCCUCACCCGCAACUUGAUCGUAUUUCAGGAGCUGCUUUACAAAUGCAGAGAGAAUUACAAUGGUUUAAGGCGGUGGAGUCAGUUGUACCUCCAUGGACAUGUGGAUGGACAAACUCAAAGUUCUUGACGCCUCGACAACUAUUUACAAGAGAACACAAACAAUUGCUAUCUGAAGGAGAAAAAUGGAUGAAAGAGACAGCAACUUCAUGUACUGUUGUUGGUGCACUCAUUGUUACCAUCAUGUUUGCUGCAACAUUCACUGUUCCUGGUGGGAACGACGAAGAAACUGGUUACCCAAAGUUUCUUGAUGACAAAACAUUCAUGCUCUUCAUCAUAUCGGAUGCAAUCUCACUUUUCUCUUCCACUACUUCAGUUUUGAUGUUCUUGGGAAUCCUCACUUCAACAUAUGCUGAAGAUGAUUUCCUCAAAUCUUUGCCUAAGAAGCUCAUGAUUGGUCUUGGCACACUUUUCCUCUCCAUUGCUGCAAUGAUGAUAUCUUUCUGUGCUGCUGUUUGUUUGAUGCUUGAUGGUAAGAAAUCUUGGGUUGCGCUUUUUAUAAUUUCUCUGGCUAGUAUUCCAGUUACUUUGUUUGUUUUGAUGCAAUUCCCUCUUCUUAUUGAGAUUUACCUUUCUACUUAUAGGCCUAAUAUCUUUAAUAGGAAACCAUAACCUUGAUUAUAUAUAGAAAGUGCAUGCAAAUUGUGUGUUAUUAUUAUUAUUUACCAAUUUUCAUGUAUCAAAAUUGUUAUCUAUAAUAAACUUUUGUUUCAAAACUCUUUAGGAUAUCAUAUACCAAUGUUUUUUUUUUUCUUAUUUUAUUUAAUUUUCCUUGGAAGAUUUAUGAAGUUGAUAUAGGGGUUGUUGUAAUAGAUAUAUGAUAUUUGAGGAGAAAAUAGAAAACAUAUGUAUUUCUAUACUGUUUCGUUAUGUUCAACGAGGAUGUUCAUAUACAGCGAUAUAUUAUUUGAA
Molecule: messenger RNA, 2515 nt
Organism: Ziziphus jujuba (common jujube)
Lineage: Eukaryota; Viridiplantae; Streptophyta; Magnoliopsida; Rosales; Rhamnaceae
Exons: 8
Coding region: 173-2215 (680 amino acids)
Molecular function (GO): protein binding
Source: RefSeq, a predicted model, not a curated record